CUCACGUAACGUCAUGACGACAACCCGGAAAGAAGUCCAACAUUUAUUAAGGCCAUCUUUCUUAACUACAGCGAACGUUAGUGCGUAGCUUCACCCUAAAUGCACAGCUACAACAAACACUCUAGCUACUUUUACAACAUACUGCCGGUGAUUCUGCACCCGUUGUGCAAAUCGUGUUGCCCGUGGGAAAAUGUUGUCUAGCAAGAGAGGAUCCUGGUCCUUUGUUGUACCCGCAGUACUGACCUUCUUGUUGCUGGAUGCUGUUGCUUUUGUACAGGCGAAGAACUUUGAGGAUGUUCGCUGCAAAUGCAUCUGCCCGCCAUACAGAAACAUCACUGGCCACAUAUAUAACAGAAAUGUGUCCCAGAAGGAUUGUAACUGCCUCCAUGUAGUGGAGCCCAUGCCGGUGCCUGGCCAUGACGUGGAAGCUUACUGCUUGUUGUGCGAGUGCAAGUACGAGGAAAGAAGUAGCAACACCAUCAAGGUUACUAUCAUCAUUUACCUGUCUGUUGUGGGGGCACUGCUGCUCUACAUGCUGUUCCUGCUGCUGGUCGAUCCUCUUAUUCGCAAACACGACGCCUACACCCAGCCACUGCACAACGAGGAGGACUCUGAGGAGAUGCGUCCUCCAGUUGACAGUGCUCAGGCCAAAGGAAACACCGUGCUGGAACGGGUUGAGGGAGCACAGCAGCGCUGGAAAAAGCAAGUCCAGGAACAGCGCAAGACAGUUUUUGACCGCCACAAGAUGCUUAGUUAAACCCUACAGGUGACCGUAAAGCCAGUUUAGAGUAACUUCCCUGGGCUCGGCGCUAUUACUGUCACCAGCUGCACUAUUACUAACCUCUUUGUCAUUCCCAUGCACUGCACCCCCUACAUAUGUAUUUCCGUAGAAAUUUAAACAAACUCAUCUUAACAGACGUUUUUUUAUUUGUUAUAUGUAACAUUUUAGGCUAAAAUUGAGUUUUGAAAAAAAACUGCAUGUUUGCCCACUGUUAAUAGCUAGAAAUCAUCUCAUUUCAGCAUUUUGCAUUACAACAUAUUUUGAAUGCGUUGAUAAAGUAAAAACCAUAUUUCUCAAAAGUGAGACUUAAUAGCUUUUCAGCUUCCUGAUGAUCAUUUGUUUUGUUAGCUUUUUGCUAAUUUGGUAUAAUAAGUUAUUUUGCAUAAUGUGUAAAGUUAUCUCAGAACAGGUAAGCUUUAUGUUUGUGAAUGGUCAGUUUAGCUAUUUGGGUAGAAAGAAUUCCUUACUUAUGCUAUUGUGAAAUAUUGCUGAUUCAUAUUACACCACUCAUAAUUUAUUUAUGUCAUAUUAACAUUAUUUAUUUGUCACCCAUUGCUGUACAUAGUAACCUGGACAUAUUUAGCAUAAUUUGCACUAAAAGUUUAAUUAAAGGAUUGUAAAUUU
Messenger RNA from Etheostoma cragini (Arkansas darter), 1405 nucleotides. It is a transcript of the gene tmem9, whose product is annotated as transmembrane protein 9. Gene Ontology annotation, cellular component: lysosomal membrane. The record is from RefSeq and is a predicted model, not a curated record. NCBI's taxonomy places the organism in Eukaryota, Metazoa, Chordata, Actinopteri, Perciformes, Percidae. The transcript is spliced from 6 exons. The coding region runs from base 191 to 757 and encodes 188 amino acids.